Molecule: messenger RNA, 3923 nt
Organism: Dromiciops gliroides (monito del monte)
Lineage: Eukaryota; Metazoa; Chordata; Mammalia; Microbiotheria; Microbiotheriidae
Gene: RUNX3
Product: RUNX family transcription factor 3
Exons: 6
Coding region: 1-1218 (405 amino acids)
Biological process (GO): regulation of cell differentiation; hemopoiesis; neuron differentiation
Cellular component (GO): nucleus
Molecular function (GO): DNA-binding transcription factor activity, RNA polymerase II-specific; ATP binding; RNA polymerase II cis-regulatory region sequence-specific DNA binding
Source: RefSeq, a predicted model, not a curated record
AUGCGUAUUCCCGUAGACCCGAGCACCAGCCGGCGCUUCACACCUCCUUCCACGGCCUUCCCCUGCGGCAAGAUGGGCGAGAACAGCGGGGCGCUGGGCGCGCAGGCGGCCGCGGCCGGGCCCGGCGGGCGCGCCCGGCCCGAGGUACGCACCGUGGUGGACGUGCUGGCUGACCACGCGGGCGAGCUGGUCCGCACCGACAGCCCCAACUUCCUGUGCUCCGUGCUUCCCUCGCACUGGCGCUGCAACAAGACGCUGCCCGUGGCCUUCAAGGUGGUGGCUCUGGGGGAUGUCCCAGAUGGCACUGUGGUGACGGUGAUGGCCGGCAAUGAUGAGAAUUACUCAGCCGAACUGCGUAAUGCCUCAGCCGUUAUGAAGAACCAGGUGGCCCGAUUUAACGACCUUCGAUUCGUUGGCCGGAGUGGCCGAGGGAAGAGCUUCACGCUGACCAUCACAGUGUUUACCAACCCCACACAAGUGGCUACCUAUCAUCGGGCAAUCAAGGUGACUGUGGAUGGGCCUCGAGAGCCGAGAAGGCACAGGCAGAAAAUGGAAGACCAGCCAAAGGCCUUCUCUGAUCGAUUCGGUGACCCAGACCGGCUGCGGAUGCGAGUGAUGCCAACAACUCCCAGUCCCCGGGGCUCCCUGGCCAGCUCCACUCACUUCAGCACUCAGCCUCUCUCUCCUUUCACAGGCACAUCCGACUUAAGUCCCUUCUCGGAUCCCCGCCAGUUUGACCGCUCUUUCUCCAGCCUGCCGGGCCUCCCAGAGCCAAGGUUCUCUGACCCCAGGAUGCAUUACCCCGGGGCCAUGUCAGCAGCUUUCUCCUACACAGCCAACCCGUCCCCCACUGGCCUCGGCGGCAUUAGCAUGAGCAGCAUGCCCACAGCCACCCGCUUCCACCACACCUACCUGCCCCCUCCCUACCCGGGCUCCACCCAGAACCAGAGUGGGCCCUUCCAGACCAACCCAUCCCCUUACCACUUGUACUACGGCACCUCCUCUGGCUCCUACCAGUUCUCCAUGGUGGCCGGCGGGGAGCGCUCCCCCACCCGCAUGCUCUCCUCCUGCACCAGCGCUGCAGCGGGGAACAACCUCAUGAACCCCAGCCUGGCCAGCCAGAGCGACGGCGUCGAAGCUGAUGGCAGCCACAGCAACUCCCCGACCGCCAUGAGCACCCCUGGGAGAAUGGACGAGUCUGUGUGGAGGCCUUACUGAUGGGCGCCACGGAGGACGGGGCCCAAGGCAGCUUCCCCAGAGUCAUCCGGUCCCAGAGCUGACUCCGAGGCUCCCCAGGGAGCGUCCCUGGCAGGGCUUGGACAGCCACACCAGAAGGGGCCCCUCCUUGCCAAAGGGAAGACCCCGGGAAGGAAGGAGGCCCCGCUGUCAACAUGUCAGACCAAGGGGUUGGGGCAAGAGUGGGCAUGAGUUUCAGCUGCUGAUUGCUGUGUACAUAGGACCCGUGUUCUAAGAAACUACCAAAGCACCGUGGGAUGGGAAGCCCUGGAAAACCUGAGGUGCUCUGUAACCUCAGGCCAAGUCCAUCCCCCUCUGUGCUUGUUUCCUCCUCUGUAAGAUGAGGGAGCUGGACUAAAUGACUUCCAGCUCCGUAUCUUGUGUUCUAAGGUCCCUUCCUGACACCAAUAUUCUGUUUGGCUCCAAGGCCUCAUAGAGCAGCUCCAACAUUCUGUAUUCUGAGGUCCGUUCCGGCAUUCUGCGUAUGUUCUGUGAUCCAUUUCAGCCUGAGACCUCAAAGAGAAGGCAAACUUUCCCCUUCCUUCCCAAAACAAACUCAGGCUUUGUUAUUCCCUGUUCCUUUUGCAAGGUCUGAAUUCUAUAUACCAAAGAAUGACUCCUUAAGACAGAGAGUGACACACCCAAGAGAACACCGUCAGACACCAGGAAAGCCGUCCACCUGCUUAGCUUUGUGCUCCUGUUCCAUGUCUCCUCACGCUUUGAGGGCCAGAUGAUGUCCCCCAACACCCUCCCACACCUUCCUGAUCCCUGCCGGACCCUGUCCCUCUUUCACAACCUGGGAUGGGACUUAGAGGUGACAGAAUAAGACCAGCACAGGACUGUGACUUUAGGGAGAUCCAGGUUUUAGUGAUACUGAGCCCAGGACUUCCUCCCUUAAGACAGAGUCAAAACAGGUGAUUGGUGGGAAGGGCUCCCUGUAGGGCUACACACAGGUCCUUUGGCUGGACACCCCCUUUUUCAAAAGCACCACCUGCAGACCCUGCUCUGGCUCUCAGUGGGCUCUGGGCUACCACCGCUGCCAGAUCAGCCAUUCCUCCUCUGAGCAUCUCACAACGUCAAGGAGAGUGCCUUCCUGGAGGCCCUGGUGUGAAGGAGCAACUAGGAGCCUCUGGGAAGAGAGUCCCAAGGCGCAGAACCAAGGAGGGUGCCCUCAACAAGCCACACUCACUCCCCUUUCUUGCCACUUCUGAGGUCUCCAUUGUAGGGAGAGGGAGCUGGGUGAAGUUUUCCCUAGAGUGGAGCCAAGAGGGGUGUGGAGCAAAAGGAUAGUUAGCAAUCUUAAACCCUAGCAUCAAGUGGGCGAGAGCUCAGGGAGGCAGCAGAGAUCCCGGACUGGAGGCCAGGAGGCUCCCCUUGGCUGGGCACGCAGAACAUGGGAUUAGCAUGAGGUUAGACAUUCCCCCUCCCCUCUCCUGCCUUCACUUUCUUCCUUGGAAUAAUGGAUGGCCGUCAUCCCAUUAUGUUCAUGAUACCUAAGCAUCUCCACCAACUCUCAGAUUCUGUGUUCUGAUGGAGCCCCCAGAACUUACAUUCUGUUCUAAGCACCCUGGAUGGUAAGGACCCUGCAACAUUCUGGGAUCUAAGGGUCUUUUCCCAGUCUGUCACUCUGUCUGAGAAGUUCCCAGCUAGCUCUGACAUUCUUCUAAGCCCCCUUGUAGUUCUGGCAUUCUGGGUUCUAAGGUCCUUCCCUGUUCUAACAUCUGUUCUCGAGCCUCUCCCAGCUCUGACAUCCUGUGUUCUAAGCCCCCUCCCAGUUCUGGCAUCUUAUUCUAAGGCACUUCCCAGCUCUGACAUCUAGUGUUCUAAAGGCCCUCCCAGCCCUGACAUUCCGCCCCCCCCCCAAGUUUCCUAUGACCCAGGUCUCUGUUUCCUACCUACAGUGCUGUGAGCACCAGGUUCUUUUGUUAUAGAAAAGGACUUGUUGGGGAAGAAGCUUCAUGUAUAGAACCUGUUCUUUGCCUCAGGUUUGCUGUAAGCAGAUGAGAAAGCACUUAUUACUUUGAAUUCUUUCCUGGGAUGUGGAAAUCAUUCCUAAUAGGAGAAAAAAGGCCCUUUGUUGUAUUGGGGUUUGCUGCAAUGGGAUUGCCCAUGCCCCCUGCCACCAAGCACUUGGCCUUCUGUUUUUAGGAUGGUUUCCUAUAGAUCCAGGGAGCCCUUAUGCAGAGGUCACGUAAAUUCUCCCGUUUAUCUUCCUACUCUAUUCACUGGGGAAGGCACAGUCACCACCUUCUCCAUGAUCCUAUUUUCUUCAAUCAUCUAAAUCUACAGCUCUACACCCCCUCUGUCCCAAGGACCACCCCAUCCCCCAAGCUGAUAACCUUCCUGCCAGAGCCCUCGGGCACUGCUGACCCGCUGUAAGGGGUCCAGGGACACCAGAUGCUUCCCACUAGGCUGUGCCUCCUUCCUAGUCACAUGGUGCCCACCCACCUCCAUUUGCCAUCAGCCAAGGCAGGGUCUCAGGAGCAGACCCUGAUCCCCACACCCAGAUACUGACCCUAUUCCCCCCCCCCUGCCCCCGUGUCUUUUGAAAACUUCCACCUCCAGCCCCCAUCCCUUGUUGGGCGGCUAAAAUAGGCUUUGCACUGUCAUUUGCUUGAGUGCCCGGAGUAUUUUUAAUGCUUGUACGGUAAACCUGGGUCUGCCUUCUGUACUAUUUAAUGGUAAAG